GAGAGAGAGGAGAGAGAGAGAACGUUAGUGAGAGAAACCCCAAAACCAAAAGCAUCUUCUCUCUCUAGAGAGAGAGUUUUAGAGAGAGAGAGGGGGGUAGAGAGAGAGAGAAAAGGGGUGGUUAGAGAGAGAAAGAGAUAAUGGAGAAAAUUACACUUCGCCCAUAUCAUCAUCAUCAUCAUCAUCAUCAUCAUGGUAGGCUAAAAACGCUACCUUUCUCGAGGAGGCGCCCCCCCAAACCCUAACCCUAAUUCCCCAAUCCCCACCCCCCCUCCUCCCUCUCUCUCUCUCUCUCUCUCGAAUUCCUUGCUCCAGCACCAUCUCUCCGUCGCCCUCUUCCCCUCUCUCUCUUUUUCUCUUCUCCUCUCCCCUCCUCUCUCUCUCUCUCUCUCUCUCUCACUCUCUCGAGGGUCUCCUCGCCUUCAAUUGGAGCCAUUGUUGAGGUCAAGGUUCCUCUUCCUUCGAUUCGAAAACUACUCAUACUUGUUAGUUUGUGAGUUCAAGUAGUAAUUUUUUCCAUGGAAGGAGUGCAAUUUUCCGGAUUUGCGGCUCCGAAUUCGACGGUGAGGAAGCGGCGGAGUGUUUCUUCGAGACGGCCUCGGCCCGAGGCCCAGCUAAAUUCGGCGUUCCAUGAUAUCAUUUCGCCUUCUCCUACGCCUCCUCUGAGCAAUUUGAGGAGGUUCUCUCCCGAUGAUAAUGCGAGUUCGGAUAAUGGGUUUAAAAGGAAGGAGUUUUAUCUAAAUAACCCCCCUUUGAGGGGCUCUUCUGGUAAUAGAGCUGAUGCGUAUUACUUAGGUUCCGAUUUGAAGCGGUGUAGUGAGGGUGUUUUAUCGCCUGCUAACUGGAAAAGCUCGAGUAAGAUUAAGGAAAGCGCCGAAAAGGAAUACUAUGUAGGAAAGAGUGGUGAUGUUUACAGUAUGAGCCAGCAAAAUAUGUCCGGUGAAAAUAAGCUGAGAAAGGUUAAGCUCAAGGUUGGUGGCGUCACGCGGACCAUACAAACAAAACCCAAUUCGAUAGAUGCCUUUCGACAUCGCCAAAAGCUUAGUCCUCAGGGAGAUUAUUGGAAUGAUUCUGCUGGGUCGAGCUUUGCUCACGGGAUGAAGGAGAAUGAAGAUAAAAAUCAUAAUGUGCCCUCUUCUUCAGAGCCUGUUCGUAAGAGCAAAAGGGUCCCUAAAAAGCGGGUUUUGGAUGGCGAAUUCGACGAUGAGGAAGAUGAUGAAAUACGCUAUCUUGAAAAACUAAGGACUUCGAAAAUUGUCCUCGAUUGUUCUAUAGAGUUCGAGGACACUGGGGAGGAUAGCGUUAAGAAGAGGAAGCUAUCCAAGAUUCCUAAAAGUAGGAACAUGCCAUACGAGGUGGACGAGGAUUUUAUCGUGUCGCGAUCGAGCAGGGACGGAAGAAGGAAGUCAAAAUCGGGGCGGGAGACGAAUGAUAAUGAGUAUGCCGAAGAGGAAGAACCACCAAGUUCGGAUGGUGGACCUGAUGCCAAGAGGAAGAAGCAGAAGCCCGAUUCGCCUGUUGAGGCCCGAACCGAGCCCCUCACAACUCGCCAGCGAGCCCUUCAAUCAGGAAAGGGCGGGAACGGUGGAAGUUUUAUCGAGUUCCCCAAUGGUUUGCCUCCGCCUCCUUCAAGAAGGCAAAAGGAAAAGCUUUCUGAAGUGGAAAUACAGGCGAAGAAGGCGGAGGCUGCUCAAAGGCGUAAAAUGCAAGUAGAAAAAGCAGCUAGAGAAUCGGAGGCUGAGGCAAUAAGGAAAAUAUUGGGCCUGGACAAUGACAAAAAGAAGGAAGAGAAGAAGCAGAAAGAGCGAGAAGAAAAAGAGAAGGCGGCUAAAUCACAAAAAAUGGCGGAAAAUACCAUAAAGUGGGUCAUGGGACCAAAUGGAACUGUGGUUACAUUCCCUGCAAAUGUAGGCCUCCCAAGUAUAUUCAACUCGAAGCCGCAUAGCAGUUACCCCCCUCCGCGAGAGAAAUGUGCGGGCCCGUCAUGUACAAAUGAAUACAAGUAUCGCGAUUCUAAGACUAAACUUCCGCUUUGCAGUCUACAGUGCUAUAAGGCUGUUCGGGGUACUGCGCAGCCAUUAACAUCCUGUUGAAAAUUUCUUACCUCUUACAUUUUCUUUUCUUUUCUUUUCUUUUAUCUCUUUCUUUUUUCUGGGGGGGAAUACCCCCAUUGUGGUGUAGCAUUUGUGAUAAUCUUACCACCAUGAGUUGGCAGUUUCAGCUGCAAUUGAAGGCUUAUGUAAAAAAACACUUUCGAAAGUUAGGAAGUAGCAAUAUGAUGAACUUACUGAAGUUCUUUUUGCAGACCUUUUUGUGAUCUAAUGAUUAUCGUGUGCGUAAUUGUAUUGGCAAUUCUUAUCAUAUCCAAAAUUUAUUUUCGUAGUUGAUUGAA
Ananas comosus (pineapple) is the source of this 2392-nucleotide messenger RNA. RefSeq lists its product as uncharacterized. The coding region runs from base 519 to 2093 and encodes 524 amino acids. The record is from RefSeq and is a predicted model, not a curated record. NCBI's taxonomy places the organism in Eukaryota, Viridiplantae, Streptophyta, Magnoliopsida, Poales, Bromeliaceae. Gene Ontology annotation, cellular component: Ino80 complex. Gene Ontology annotation, biological process: chromatin remodeling. The transcript has 7 exons.